Molecule: messenger RNA, 693 nt
Organism: Neltuma alba
Lineage: Eukaryota; Viridiplantae; Streptophyta; Magnoliopsida; Fabales; Fabaceae
Product: LIM domain-containing protein WLIM1-like
Exons: 5
Coding region: 32-607 (191 amino acids)
Source: RefSeq, a predicted model, not a curated record
GAUCGAGGCUUCUGAGUCAGGAUAAGAAGCCAUGGCCAGUUUCGUAGGAACCACACAGAAGUGCACAGUCUGUGACAAAACCGCCUACCCCGUCGAUCGGUUAACCGCCGACGGCCGUGUUUACCAUAAGGCUUGCUUCCGAUGCCACCAUUGCCGGAAUACCCUCAAGCUGAGCAACUACUGUUCAUUCGAAGGGGUGCUAUAUUGCAGACCCCAUUAUGAUCAGCUCUACAAACGAACUGGUAGCCUUGAGAAGAGCUUUGAAGGAACACCCAAGAUUCAAAAACCUGAAAAACAAACAGAUAACGAGAAUGCAAAGAUUCUCUCAAACGUGUUCUUGGGUACCAAAGACAAAUGUGCAGGUUGCCAGAAGACAGUUUAUCCUACCGAGAGGGUAACAGUGAAUGGGACUCCAUAUCACAAAGGGUGCUUCAAGUGCAGCCAUGGAGGCUGUACGAUAACCUCAGCCAACUUCAUCACUCACGAGGGAAAGCUAUACUGCAAGCACCAUCACGUUCAACUUUUCAAAGAAAAAGGCAAUUACAGCCAGCUCGACGGCGACGCCCGAGAUCGCAGCGCCAAUCCUUCUUUGAAAGUCGGUGCUUAAACUCUAAUUAAUCGGAGUAUUAUUGCAUCUAUGGAUCUGUUCUAUCAACGUUGUAAUCUGCCUCGUGCCUUGUUCGAUUCAAUACU